Cooperia oncophora is the source of this 312-nucleotide messenger RNA. Lineage: Eukaryota; Metazoa; Nematoda; Chromadorea; Rhabditida; Trichostrongylidae. The record is from the annotation of a GenBank genome assembly.
AUGAUCGAUCAGUAUGGGAGGAUUGAGGUGCCAUGCACUGCUCUGAAGCUGAAUGGUAAACUCACUCAAGGAGACAACAUUGCUGACAAUGGAGGAUUGAAGCUAGCAUUCAGAGCAUACAAGAAAUUUCUGAGGAAACACGGAAGAGAGAAGCGGAUCAGAGGACUGGAAAAGUAUAACAACGAGCAAAUGUUCUUCAUUGGAUACGCUACGAGCUGGUGUGGUCAUUCAACGCAAGAUGCACUUAUACACCAGGUUCUUACCGAUGAACACUUCUCCAAAUCGAUACCGGUAAGCAUUUUUGACUGCUGA